Messenger RNA from Melitaea cinxia (Glanville fritillary), 1227 nucleotides. Its product is annotated as transcriptional repressor scratch 2-like. Gene Ontology annotation, biological process: regulation of DNA-templated transcription. The record is from RefSeq and is a predicted model, not a curated record. Gene Ontology annotation, molecular function: DNA-binding transcription factor activity, RNA polymerase II-specific; RNA polymerase II cis-regulatory region sequence-specific DNA binding. The transcript is spliced from 2 exons. The coding region runs from base 1 to 1227 and encodes 408 amino acids. Lineage: Eukaryota; Metazoa; Arthropoda; Insecta; Lepidoptera; Nymphalidae.
AUGCCGCGCUGCCUCAUGGCCAAGAAGUGGAAGGCGGCUCCGGCAACCGAGCUGGCCGACGAGUCCGAUGAGGAGAUCGACGUGGUCGGCGAGGGGCGCGGCCGGAGCCCCGCACCCGCCGCCACCGCGCCGGGGCCCUCGCCGCGCGACCCCGAGCCAACUCUCCUCUACAACGGUUACACUGAGGAGCAGCCUUCCACGCAAUUCACCGCACAACUACCGAACGAGGUGAGCCCGGCUCCCCCCGGCCCCUCUCAGCCGGCGCCUCAGCCUCUGUCCUACGCACUUCUGCACCUCUCCACCUCCGACUCAACAGAACAACCUUUUCUCCAAGUACAGCUCCAGUCUUCGCCUGUCUCCUCUCCUCCGCCACCGGCGAGCGGCAAAUCCAAUUCGAUGUGCUACUCUAGCACAGGCACCCUUCUAUCUCUACCACCAAAGAAGAAGGACAUUUAUCGCCCUUACUGUCUCGGCGACCGCGCGUACCUCCAUCGGGCCGAAGAGGAUCUUAACGCUGCGCACGCUAUUCUCGAUUUAAGUCAGCAUGCAGUAUUCCUGUCGACACCGCCGCGCACCGACCCUUCACCCCCGGAACAACCACCGCCUCUGCCCGAAACUUCUCAGGAGCAGACAACGGAGCGUCCAAGAGAAACCGUCGCUUAUACUUAUGACGCCUUUUUCGUUAGCGAUGGACGUUCGAAACGUAAAAAUUACGCAAACGCACCAGUCGAAAGCGCCCAGCAGCCGGAACAAAAGUCGAAGUAUACCUGUAGCGAAUGCGGAAAACGUUAUGCAACCUCUUCAAAUCUUUCUCGACAUAAACAAACACACCGCAGUCUCGACUCGGUAGCUGCAAAGCGUUGCGGAGAAUGCGGCAAAGCUUACGUGUCGAUGCCGGCACUCGCCAUGCACGUGCUAACGCACCAGCUCUCGCACGUAUGCGGCGUUUGCGGUAAAUUGUUCUCACGACCUUGGUUGCUGCAAGGUCACCUCCGCUCUCAUACCGGCGAAAAGCCAUAUGGAUGUGCACACUGUGGAAAGGCAUUUGCAGAUCGUUCUAACUUACGGGCACACAUGCAAACACACUCAGCGGAUAAAAACUUUGAAUGCCUACGUUGCCAUAAAACUUUCGCCCUAAAGAGCUACCUCAAUAAACACCAAGAAUCGGCGUGUGUGCGCGACGACGAGUCACCCUCAUCGGAAUCCCCUGCCGCCGCAUCCGGAUAA